CCGGCGCAGCCCGCGCGGCCCCGGCCCGGCCCGCGCGGCUCCCGCAGGGGCACGCCCGCGCGCGCCCGCCGGCAGCGGCCCUGCCUCCCGCGGUUGCGGCCAAAAUCCUUCUGUUGGGAUUCUGAACUAUGACAUCAUGGCAAGAUUUCGCAGAAGAACAUGCGUCAUUUUGUUGCUUUUUAUUUUGUUUAUUUGCUCCAUAAUGAUGGCUUUGAAGACUCUGAGACCUGACAGAGCUGGCUUUGGGGAUCCGUUUGGACUUGGUUUGUUGCCGGAGCUUCAACAACGGACAGUGCUCUUAGACAGUAAACAGAAUUCGUUAAAUAGGGCUCAAGGAGAUACUGUGACACGUGUUAGUAAUUUGCAUAGUAUUGCUGUCAAUACUAUGAAAGCAUCUAUGUUUCCAGCAAAAAAGCUGGAAGAGGAGCUGUCUUCUCCUAAUUAUAACUUUCAUAUAUUCUACUAUACUUGGUAUGGGAAUCCACAGUUUGAUGGUAAAUAUAUUCACUGGAAUCAUCCGUUGUUGCCACACUGGGACCCCAAAAUUGCAAACAAUUAUCCAAAGGGAAGGCAUAAUCCUCCUGAGGACAUUGGGGCCAACUUUUAUCCAGAACUUGGAUCUUACAGUUCCAAAGACACUACUGUCAUAGAAGCCCACAUGAAACAAAUGCGUUCAGCUUCAACUGGUGUAAUAGUGCUUUCAUGGUACCCGCCAGGUAUGGCUGAUGAAAAUGGAGAACCAACUGAUGAUUUGGUGCCAGUUGUUUUGGACUAUGCACACAAAUAUAACCUAAAGGUCACUUUUCAUAUCGAACCUUACAAAGACAGAGAUGAUCGCAGCAUGUACCACAAUGUCAAGUACAUCAUUGACAGAUACGGAAGCCAUCCAGCCUUUUACAGGCAUAAGACCAGCACAGGUAGACUUCUUCCCAUGUUUUAUGUUUAUGACUCUUAUGUAACAAUUCCUGAAAUAUGGGCAAAUCUGUUAACUGUCUCUGGAUCCCAGAGUAUUCGAAAUACUCCCUAUGAUGCAUUAUUCAUUGCACUUCUUGUAGAAGAAAGACAUAAGCAUGACAUUCACAGAAGUGGUUUUGAUGGAAUGUACACGUACUUUGCUACCAAUGGCUUCUCCUACGGCUCGUCACACCAUAAUUGGGCAAGUUUAAAAGCCUUUUGUGAUAGUAACAACUUAAUGUUUAUUCCAAGUGUGGGGCCAGGUUAUAUCGAUACCAGCAUCCGACCAUGGAACAACCACAACACCCGGAACCGUGUUAAUGGGAAGUACUAUGAGACUGCCUUCAGUGCAGCCCUUCUGGUGCGACCAGAAAUUAUUUCCAUUACAUCUUUUAAUGAAUGGCACGAAGGAACUCAGAUUGAAAAAGCUAUCCCUAAACGGACUGGACAGGUGGUUUACCUUGAUUAUAAACCCCAUAAACCAAAUGUUUACCUAGAGCUUACUCAGAAGUGGUCUGAGAAGUACAGAAAAGAACAAGAACAGUGGCUUAUGUGAGUUGUCCCAGCUGCAGUUGUUUCCUAAUGCAUUGACUGUAUUGAGAAAGAAAUUGAGAGCUGAAGAAUCUGUUAUUAAAUGUCUUUAUUAUAUCUUUUGAAUGUAUAUGCACUACUACUGAAUUUUAAUAUUGAGAAGUAAAAAGAUUAUGAGAAUAUUGGCAAUUCUGUCUUACUGGAUAUUUUAGUUCAAAAAUAUUCAGGGAAAGCUGUUUGUUGUUCAGUUGUUUAUGUUUUUUUAACUUUGCAACUUGCAUGCUGAGUUUUCAGAACAUCUGCAUGGGAUAACGCUACAUGACCAAAGUAUAACAAAAAACUGGCACAGUUUCUUCCUUCCUUUAUUUCUGUAGUUGUGUUUCUAAUCAAACUGAUGCUGUAAUCUAAAUUCUCAUAGAUUCUUGCAGGAUGCAUGUUUACAGUGUGUGGAAUAAUCUACAUUUUGAUGCUUUGCAUACAGAAUUCUUGACAUACGAAAGGACUGAAGAGUUAUGUGUGAUGCAACACCACUGAGUUUUGUUUAAAAAAAAAGUAUUUGAAAGAAAGUUCCAAAGAACUGCUGAAAGAUUUCUAGUUUACUUACAUUUUCUCUGUUUGGUACAUAGUGUAGACUUUUGCAGAUUACUGGAUACCAACAAGGAAGAUUUGUUUUUUCUAGUACUUUGAAUUAAAAAAAAAAAAGUUAGAAUUAGAGUGGAAAAUAUUUUUGAGGGGAAAAACUCCCUAAAGAUGCAAAAAGUUUAUUAGAACUUCCAUUGUUGUGUAUUUUCUGCUAAUUGACUGAAUACACAUAUCUAGUGUGCUUUGUUUAAAUGUUUAAAGUUUCUAAACCUACUGUCCUACUUGUCCUACGAUAACUUAAUUGUAGGAAUUUUUUUUUUUGCCUCUGAUGUAGGAGCAACCUAGUUUGGUAGCAAUGAGAGCAACUACCCAUUUGUUUAAUAUGAAAUCUGAGAUUCCUCUUUUUCAUCUAGUCCAUUUAGUUUUUCCAGGAUUCAGAAUUGUAGAUACUAGUAUCUUGCUGUUAUUCAGAUAAGCACUCUACCAGUUCUAUCUGUAAGACUGUGGUGUGCCUGGAAAUGAGUAUUUUCAGUCCUAAGAAUCUCACCUGUCUAGUGUUGUGAUUAUUAACUGACAUUUUUUAUGAGGUUUGAAAGAUUCAGUCACACAGACAUACCUCCUUGGAAAUACAUUUUUUGGGGGAUUUUCAUAGAAUUUCAUAACAAAGCUGUAAACUUUGGAAUAGUAGAAACAGCGCUGUUUUGUUUAUUUGCAGCAAGUGUUCAAUCUUAGCAAAGUGGAUUCUUAGUUGUUAAUUUUUUUAAUCUAUGUGCAAGGUUCUGAUCCUGUGUUUUAGUUCAUAUGCUCAGACUGUUGUGACCACUAUUAACAGUUAAAAUUCCAUUGAUUUCAGCACAACCUAUGAAAAUUACACUCUUUACUCAAAUCUCACUGUAAUCCGUCUGUUAAGUGGUAAGGUGAAUGUGAGAACUUCUGUUAAACAGAAACCAAACUAGUAUAUUUUUUUCCAGAAAACUUUGUCAUUCCAAAUAAAUAUAAACCAGUUACCACUAUACAUUUCUAGAGUCUUUCUGGUAUGAAAAAAGUUUGUUUAUAUACAGUUUAGAUUUUUUGUCAUUUCUUUGCAGUAGUUCAAGUGAUGAGGUGUCAUCUAAUGCCCUCAGCUGCUUGAAAAAAUACAGAAAUUGGAUGGCAGGUAUAUAACCUGGCAUGUUGAAGUGUGCCUCUAGAGUUACUGGAGUCUUAUUAAUCUCUCUUAUUUUUCUGCAUUUUCCUGUGGCAUUUCUGCAGGGUCUGAAAUGCCUCUAAAGGAAAAGUUUACUUAUGCUUAUUUUCUUUUGCUAUACUCCAGUGGAUAAACUGACAUAGACAUAGGUAUGACCACAGUUAGAAAAUAGUGUCUGAAACAUAAAAAGCACUUGUUAGACUUUUACCAAUUCCAACUACUCCUUUUUUUAAGAAAUCUGAUACUACUUAUUUUACUAUAAAUCUCUUAAAUAGCUAUACAUUACUCAUUUUUAUAAUUUGUUGUAUGUUUAUGCUUUUACAGCCCAGAGUCCAUAUAUUUAUUUCAAAUGUGAGGGAACAGUUAAAUAUUUUGCAUAUGUUAUUAAAAGAUCUUCUGAUCUUUCAAACCUUUUGAAUGGACAAGUCACUUUGUUGUCCCUUUGAUUAAAGUUUUGUCAUCCACUGGUCUUUUCUCAUUGUAGUUAUCUGAGCACUUUACUGGUCUUGGCAACUUUGCACUCACCUUUCAGCCCUUACUUUCUCUUAGUGGCAGUUUAUUUUCUCUGUGACUGUGAAAGUCACUCCUUUGUUGCUGUGUAUAGAAACAUUUGAAGUGUGUUGUAUGGUAUUGUACAACUGAGGUGAUCUAUCUUGUAUAAAAUGAAAUUUAUGGUAACAAUGUAAUGGAUCUUCAUUACUCUGAAAGACUUUUGUAAUUGCUUUAAGGGCAUUGUUUAACCCAUGCCAUUAAGUGGUUUGGGCCAUGGCACACUGAUGUCUAAUGGGACCUUCAGAAGAAAUUUACAGAAUUUCUCUAGAAAAUAAUGAAAGUUAAGUGCCUAGAAAUUCAUCACCCCUGAUCAUUUGCUGUAUUUUUUAUGUGCUUGAUGUGUUUUAAAGCAUAAAUAUGCAACCUCACAUAAUAUUUCAGAGUUGAGAAUUCAAUUUCAUGAUCUUAAGGAAAGCUGAUGGAUUAGCAGCUACUAGAACUACCCCACCUGCCAGACCAAUACUUUCUCUCUACUUAAAGCAAGUCAAUGUGCUGCUUCUUGUUAUGGGGAGUGGAGAGUUUUGCUUAUGGACUGCUUUCUGCAUUCAUGAUGAUUCUUUGAAAUUUGAAUAAAAAUAGGUCGGUGGGAAAGGAUUUGUUCAAAUGAAAAGGAAUAUGAUGGUCACAAGGGCACAGUUGCUGGGGCAAGGGAGGAGAGGAGUGAAUGUAUUUAAGAGGGUGGUUACUCCAAGCUUUAGGAUUACAGUAGGACAGGAAGGGGACUCCAGUGUGCAACCAAAAUUGAGAGAUGGGAAAGAACAUUUGAAAUGAUUUUGAGAUUUUAAAUAGAUUCAAGGAAUAUCCAGAUCCCAUUUCACUUUGGUGUCCCACCAGUUUUACUUCUUGGCCACCUGGGAAAAAAUACUGUAAUGUCUGGUUUUAAUAUUUUUACAAUGAUUAAAUGCAUUUGAUUCAUCUUGUUACAUUAUUUCAUGGUACUUAGAGUGAUACAGGAAGUUUUAAAAGAGAUCAUGCCAUGUUAUGCCUCUGCAAAUACAGAAAUAUCUGAAGUAAUCAAUCACAUACUACUGACUGAGUAUUGCCAGGGGGUAAAUGGUUUCUAGACAAGUAACAAGUCCUUGUGAUAAGAAGGGAACACAUUUUUAAAAGAAAAUCUAUAUGUUCAUUUCUGCUUCUGUGAGUUAUGAUCAAGUAAAUUGUUUUAGUUCUGUGAGCUGUCUCAGAACUGAAGCUUACACCAUCAACUCUGAAAUAAGAAUGUGUAUUAAAUCUUGCAUUAUAGUGCAUGUUUGUCAGGUCUAUAAUCUUGUAGUGAAUUUUUUGGGCAAACACGUGCUGAUGCUGUUGCUAUUUUAGUGGCAAACUUUGGAUUAUUGUGAGUAUAGUUUCUGCACUGAUGUUGAUCGUAUUUGUCUAGUGCAUCUCUUUUGAGGUGCCAAUGAUUUGUCUCUUAAGAGGUUAUUGAAGCAGAAGGCUCUUCAGUGAAAACAGUUUUUUUUAUGAAACUUGGUAUGUAUAUGCUCUGCAUAGUUUGAAUUAACACGUUUCACACACAGGUGGUUCUUAGGUUCAAUUGAAAACAUCUCUCAGGAGUGUUUUCAGCUCUGUGUUGCCAGUAAAUGUAUCUCUGGCACAUGGAUAAGGACUUACUGUGAUUUAAGGCACUUUUUUUUCCUGAAUCUCGUGAACAUAAAAAGAGGAAAUAAAUUAUUUAUAAACAAAUUAUUUGCCACUGAAUAUCAGAUGAAAAUCUCUCUCCCAGUCCUACAAGUACUGUCUUCAGCUUCCUAAUUCGUUAAGAUUGUGUCAGUGUUUUGUUUCUUUUUAUCUUUUACUUUUGACCAGCAUGUUAAAUGUUAUAUAAAUUCCUAAAGUGACUGUAUUUCUAAAAUUUCUAAUUUCUAAAAUGGUUGGAAUAUUCAGUAAAGAGAAUCUAUAAGAUUAGUGGCACAGCAGAAAGCAUGAUGUGAAUUUGAUACUGUAUAGGUGAAUAUGUUGUGAAUGGAUAAUGUAUCUUUGAUAUGCUUUGAACACAAAUAAAAAAUACCUUUCUUUUAAUACCCUA
Molecule: messenger RNA, 5831 nt
Organism: Poecile atricapillus (Black-capped chickadee)
Lineage: Eukaryota; Metazoa; Chordata; Aves; Passeriformes; Paridae
Gene: MANEA
Product: mannosidase endo-alpha
Exons: 5
Coding region: 137-1510 (457 amino acids)
Cellular component (GO): Golgi apparatus
Molecular function (GO): alpha-mannosidase activity
Source: RefSeq, a predicted model, not a curated record